This is a messenger RNA of Bursaphelenchus xylophilus (pine wood nematode), 1426 nucleotides long. The record is from the annotation of a GenBank genome assembly. Lineage: Eukaryota; Metazoa; Nematoda; Chromadorea; Rhabditida; Aphelenchoididae.
AUGAAGAUCGCUCUCGUCGUUCUAGGUAAGUCAGUGUUGUUCCUAGUUGAUUUUUGUCUUAGGACUAUUUUGUGUUGGCACACAGGCUUUAUACGAUAAGCGAGAUGAUGUGAUUGAGCUGAAUGACAACAAUUUCAAGAAGGAAAUUUUGGAUUACGAUGGUGUCGCCAUUGUCGAGUUCUUUGCCCCAUGGUGCGUGACGUUUGCCUCUGUUUUUUAUUACUUAUUUAGGUGCGGACAUUGCAAGAACUUGGUUCCUGAAUACAAGAAAGCUGCCAAAGCACUUAAGGGAUUAGUGAAGGUGGCAGCACUUGAUGCCACUCAAGCCCAAGGACUCGCAUCCCGGUUUGGUGUUCAAGGAUAUCCCACCAUCAAGAUCUUUGGAGCUGAUAAGAACAAACCAAUUGAUCACAAUGGUUAGUUAAACAGUUGUAUUUGAAUGCUGUUUUUAGGAGCUAGAAGUGCUCAAGCGUUCACAGAUGCGGCAUUGAAUGAGGUUAAGAAGGUUGCUUCGAGCAGAUUGGGAGGAAAGUCAUCUUCUGGUGGAUCUAAGUCGUCCGGCGGUAGCAAGGGAACCGUCAUUGAAUUGACAGAUUCUAACUUUGACAAGAUUGUUUUCAACAGUAAGGAAGGGGUGAUGGUGGAAUUCUUUGCCCCAUGGUGCGGCCAUUGUAAGAAUCUGGAGCCCCAUUGGAAGGCUGCUGCUGGAGAAUUAAAAGGAAAAGUCAAGUUCGCUGCUCUCGAUGCUACUGUUCAUCAAGGAAAGGCGUCUGAAUACCAGAUCAAAGGAUUCCCGACGAUUAAGUACUUCCCGCCUGGAUCUUCCUCUUCAUCCGAUGCUGUCGAUUAUCAAGGAGGAAGAACUACUUCUGACUUGGUUGCCUUUGCUUCUUCUAAGGCUGCCGAGAAUCUUCCACCGCCGGAACUCAAACAAUUGGUGUCCCAGGUGUCUUUCAAUGAAGCUUGUGAGAACAAACAGCUUUGUGUCAUCACAUUCCUCCCUCAACUUCUUGACUGUCAGUCCAAGUGCCGAAACGAUUACAUAAAAUUAUUGAAAGGAUUGGCUGAGAAGUUCAAAAAGAACCCUUGGGGAUGGCUGUGGUCCGAAGCUGGUGUCCAAGGAGACCUGGAACAGUCCGUAGACGUCGGUGGAUUUGGAUACCCUGCCAUGGUCGCCGUUAAUCCAAGGAAGUUGAAGUACAGUACCUUAACAGGAUCAUUUGGCAAAGAUGGAAUCAGUGAAUUCUUGAGGGACCUUUCUUUUGGGCGUGGAAAGACUUCGUCUAUUAGAGGGUCUGCUCUUCCAGAAGCUCAGACUGUCUCAGCUUGGGAUGGAAAGGAUGCUGAACUGCCCAAAGAAGAAGAGAUCGAUCUCUCUGACGUUGAACUAGACGUCUUGGAUGAUAGUUCCAAGACUGAACUCUAG